AUCUUUCCUGGAAUCGAACAUUAUCAAUGAACGAUCGUGAGGCAUAACCAUGCCUAUCAAAGCUACCCGAAAGACACAGUAGAUUAGACCCUCAGCUGAAGCACAUCUUCAAAGUCUAUCCCUUUUGCAUUAGACGAACAUGAUAAGAUUACAGGGACUCAGUUUAAACCCAUACAAUCCAAUUAUAACAUAUCGGAUGGAAGUUUGGAAUCUUUUCCGGGGAAAAAUCUGAACUUUACAUGGAAAGCAAACGGCCACUUUAUAUUGCAGACGCAGAUUUCGAUUCUAUUCCUGAAACGGCGGAGGAGGGGGCUGGGAGGGAAGGCAACAACAGGAGAAGUGGGCAGGAGGGCCGACACCAAACAUCCUCCUCUCCGUUUGCUGCGCUCUCGACGAUGUCGACUUACGACCAGGAGCUCGCCGCCGCCAGGAAAGCCGCCUCUCUCGCUGCCCGCCUCUGUCAGAAAGUGCAGAGGGCACUCUUGCAGUCAGAUGUUCAGUCAAAAUCCGACAAGACUCCUGUCACCGUGGCCGAUUAUGGCUCGCAAGCUCUUGUUAGUUUCAUUUUGCAACGGGAACUUCCAUCAGAAAAUUUCUCUCUAGUGGCCGAAGAGGAUUCAGGAGAUCUUCGUACGGCCAGUGGAACAGAAACGCUUCGCCGCAUCACUGAAGUUGUGAAUGAAACUCUAGCAAAUGACGGUUCCUACAGUUCUACUUUAUCAGCAGAAGACAUCCUUGCGGCAAUUGAUAGUGGUAAAUCUGAAGGCGGUCCUGUGGGCCGACAUUGGGUCUUAGAUCCCAUAGACGGCACCAAAGGGUUCUUGCGAGGUGAUCAGUAUGCAAUAGCUUUGGGUUUGCUAGAUGAGGGCAAAGUAGUAUUGGGAGUCCUUGCUUGUCCCAAUCUUCCCUUAGCAUCCAUUGCAGGGAAGGAGGAUUCAAACAAAGGUGUUGGCUGCUUGUUCUUUGCAAAGAUCGGUUCAGGAACCUAUAUGCAGUCACUUGAUGGUUCAUCACCUGUAAAGGUGAAUGUCUCUGCUACUGAGAACACUGAAGAUGCUUCCUUUUUUGAAUCGUAUGAAGCAGCACAUUCCAUGCAUGAUUUAACGAGCUCCAUCGCAAAGAAACUCGGAGUUAAAGCCCCACCAGUCAGAAUGGAUAGCCAGGCGAAAUACGGGGCUCUCUCCAGGGGGGAUGGAGCUAUUUACAUGCGCUUCCCCCACAAAGGUUACCGCGAGAAGAUAUGGGAUCAUGCUGCUGGAUGCAUUGUUGUGACUGAGGCGGGAGGUGUGGUCACAGAUGCUUCGGGUCAACCUUUGGACUUCUCAAAAGGGAGGCAUCUCAAUCUUGACACAGGAAUCGUCGUCACCAAUCAGAAGUUGAUGCCUCUGCUGCUGAAGGCAGUGAGAGAAUCCCUGGAGGAGCAAGUUUCUUCCUUAUGAUGAUAUUAGUUCGGUGGUUGUCAGCAGUUAUAACAGUGAUGCCUUCUUUGUUUUGCAAAUGUCCUCAUAAGAGAGAUAUCCUGUAUGAUUGAAAUUCUCUGGCAAUAAAUAUAUGUUUUGAAACUCCCAA
Messenger RNA from Punica granatum (pomegranate), 1569 nucleotides. NCBI's taxonomy places the organism in Eukaryota, Viridiplantae, Streptophyta, Magnoliopsida, Myrtales, Lythraceae. The record is from RefSeq and is a predicted model, not a curated record.